This is a messenger RNA of Cylindrotheca closterium, 1518 nucleotides long. The record is from the annotation of a GenBank genome assembly. NCBI's taxonomy places the organism in Eukaryota, Bacillariophyta, Bacillariophyceae, Bacillariales, Bacillariaceae.
AUGGCUUCAAAUGGCGAAGGGGCAGACGACCUCGCAAACGUAACAGAUCCUCGUGAUACUGAUGUGUUAUGUGGAAGAGGGGGGGCAGCUUUGAGACAUCCGGGAAAUCAAACUUAUCGACGCCUUGUCAAUUUAAACAAAGGACUGUAUAUUACGUGCUUGAAAACAGAGAAACUGAAGAUCAGUCGGUCAAUUGUGGCGGCAAUCAGGGAGCAAAAUGGGCGUUUCUUGGAGCGGGAUGCCAAAAAAGGGACUUGGCUGGACAUUGGUGACAAAAAGGCAAUCGAAAAAACGUCACAAGCUCUUCGUGAAGGACAGCCAAAGCUCAGGAAGCAAAUGGUCGAAUCUGGACAAAUUUCCCAAGAUGGAAGUAUUCGGUUUGAUAAUGGAAAGUACAAUCCCCGGGGUAACCCGGUUUCUGGUGUUCUAAAUGGGAUGCCUGUCUAUGCAAAUGCACCAGUAUAUGCUGUUGGAGGACAAGUCAACAUGCCGCCACCCAUGGCAAGAGCAUCAAGCAAUGAGCCAAUGAAUGCAGAUGGGUUGAUGUCUAGACUGAGUAUAUCCAGUUCAAUUCCAAGUUGGACUCCUAGUAUCGCAUCGGGUGAUACAAAUUCGCUCCGAAUGUCAAGUAUACCGCCAAACUCAAUUCCAAGUUGGACUCCUAGUGUCGCAUCUAUGAGCACUGGAUCCGCAAAACUGUCUUCUAUCCCACCAAAUAAUAUCCCUAGUUGGACGCCCAGUAUAUCUUCCAUGGAGAAUUCUUCGACUAGGUCUAGAAUGCAAGUACGUGGACCAUAUGCUGGGAGCGGUGUAAAUGUUUCGGGUGUCAGUGCGAUGUCCCAAGUGUCAGGUUUGGGCGGAGACAUGAAUUACAGUGGAAUGGAUGUUGAGUUUGACAACACAGGAUACUCAGUGCAACCGAAUAAUCCUUCAUUUCCCCCGCCGCCUCCUCCUCCUCCUCCUGCGAUGUCACCGAUGGUAGCAAGUCCAGGGAUGAGGGCAAGCCCGUUUGAUCGGCGGCGAGUAUUUGCCAAGAUGAAGCACAACAAACCGUCUUCUUCAGUGCGGUCAAAAGAGAGUUUUGAUGGAAUGCCAGAUGUCCAUAUGGUUGAUAGUACUCUCUCUUUAAUGUCAAAUUUCUCAAAUCACGGUGGCUCCAAGAACAAUCAAGAAGGAAUACCAAGUCUAAGUGAUCACUCAAUAGGUGUUGGCAGUCGAAGGUCUCUGAUGUCUGGCUUGUCAAAAAUCAGCGACACGUCGGGGGUUCAAAGUGUAUUCUCUGAUCUAUCGAAGAAAAUAUCAAACUCAUCAUCCAGGUCAAUCGCCAUGAGUGAAUUCAGUGACAUACAAGAGGCGUUCAACGAAGAUUUUGAUGGUUUCAACUUCGAAGCAAAUGCUUGGUACCGCACGUACGACGCUCUUUUUGAUUUCUGCACCAGAAACUGGUACCUAUUUUUAAAAAAUACAAUGAUUGGAUCGAUACAGUACAAGAGAGAGCGUACUAGUGCAUUGAUGUAG